Aricia agestis (brown argus) is the source of this 602-nucleotide messenger RNA. Its product is annotated as 5-hydroxyisourate hydrolase. The record is from RefSeq and is a predicted model, not a curated record. NCBI's taxonomy places the organism in Eukaryota, Metazoa, Arthropoda, Insecta, Lepidoptera, Lycaenidae. Gene Ontology annotation, biological process: purine nucleobase metabolic process. The coding region runs from base 216 to 557 and encodes 113 amino acids. Gene Ontology annotation, molecular function: hydroxyisourate hydrolase activity. The transcript is spliced from 2 exons.
AAGUGAAUAGUUUAGCUACAGCCAGCAGCAAUAAGGUAAUUCUUAUUAACAAAAAGUAAUUAGGUGGGAGGUGAAUAUUAACGAAGCAAAUUUACAUAAACAAACCCGUGUAGAAUAGGCCUAAAUGCAAUCUCGCAGCGUGUGACCCCACACAAAACUUUAGUAUAAAUGUCAGUGUUAAUCUGAACACACGAUUCGUUUACGAAUAAUUAAUUAUGUCGCGACCAGUCCUUACCACGCACGUGUUGGACACGUCCUCUGGAAAACCGGCGAGGGAUUUAUUCGUCGAAUUGUACAAACAGAAGGACGAUAAAUGGACGCUGUGGCACAACACUAUUACAUCGGCAGACGGCAGGAUACAGUUCCCCUUCUCUAGCGAAGUGGUGGGAGCGGCAACUUACAAAUUAAAAUUCAACGUUGCGGACUACUACAAACAAAAUAAUAAGGAAACGAUUUAUCCCUAUGUCGAGAUUGUAUUCAAGACAACGGAAGGGGAACAUUACCACAUCCCCCUGAUACUCAGCCCCUACAGCUAUUCUACUUAUCGGGGCAGUUAACUUGUAAUUCGUCAUAAUUCACAAAUAAAGGCAUCCAAGCAACAA